UUCCAGGAGCUGUACUAUCUGAGAACGCAAAAAAAACAGAGACAAGAUGGAGAGGAAGAACAUGGAUGAGCAGAAUCAGUGUCAGAGAAAGUUAAAGGUGUGUGUGGCGACAUGCAACAGAGCGGACUACUCCAAGCUGGCCCCCAUCAUGUUCAGCCUCAAAUCCCACCCUGAUGAGUUUGACCUGGACGUGGUGGUGCUCGGCUCUCAUCUCAUUGAUGAUUACGGAAACACUUUUCGUAUGAUUGAGCAGGAUGACUUUGACAUCAAAUCCAAGCUUCACACCAUUGUGAGAGGAGAGGACGAGGCAGCCAUGGUGGAGAGCGUUGGUCUGGCUCUGGUGAAGCUCCCUGAUGUCCUUCAGAGGCUGCGCCCUGACAUCCUGAUCGUGCAUGGUGACCGCUUCGACGCGCUGGCUCUAGCCACCGCUGCAGCGCUGAUGAACAUUAGAAUACUUCACCUGGAAGGAGGAGAGGUGAGUGGUACGAUUGAUGACUCAAUCCGUCAUUCCAUUAGUAAACUGGCCCAUUAUCACGCGUGCUGCACACGCAUGGCAGAGCAGCACCUCAUCGCCAUGUGUGAGGACCACGCUCGCAUCCUGCUGGCCGGCUGCCCCUCGUAUGACAAGCUGCUGUCCACUCAUCGAAGAGACGACUACAUGGAUGUGAUCAGGAGCUGGCUGGGUGACAAAGUGCAGGACCAUGACUACAUUGUGGCUUUGCAGCACCCGGUUACCACCGACAUCCAGCACUCCAUCAAGAUCUACGGUCUGAUGCUGGACGCUCUGAUCUCCUUCAACAAAAAGACCCUCAUUCUCUUCCCCAACAUCGAUGCUGGGAGUAAAGAGAUGGUGCGUGUGAUGCGAAAGAAGGGCAUCGAGCAGCACCCUAACUUUCGGGCAGUGAAGCACAUUCCCUUCGAGCAGUUCAUCCAGCUGGUGUGUCACGCCGGAUGCAUGAUUGGAAACAGCAGCUGUGGAGUACGAGAGGCCGGGGCCUUUGGCACACCUGUCAUAAACCUGGGCUCACGACAGACUGGCAGAGAAACAGGUGAAAAUGUUCUCCAUGUCAGGGAUGCUGACUCUCAGAAUAAGGUCUUUCACGCCCUGGAGCUGCAGUUUGGAAAGAGAUACCCCUGCUCUAAAAUCUACGGAGAUGGUAACGCAGUGCCUCGUAUUCUUAAGUUUCUGCGUACCAUUGACCUGGAUGAGUCCCUCCAGAAGUCUUUCUGCUUCCCUCCUGUGAAAGACUCCAACUCCCAGGACAUCGACCACAUCCUGGAGACACAGGCGGCUCUGGCUGUCGACCUGGGAGGGACCAACCUCAGAGUGGCUAUCAUCUGCCAGAGGGGUAAGAUCAUAAAGAAGUACUUCCAGCCCAAUCCAAAGACUUAUGAGGACAGGAUGCAGCUCUUAUUAAAAAUAUGUGAGGAUGCCAGGCGGGACGCCGUUGGCCUCAACUGCAGGUUGCUGGGCAUCGGAGUGUCCACAGGCGGACGUGUGAACCCGCAGGAAGGUGUGGUCCUUCAUUCCACAGAGCUGAUCCAGGAGUGGUCCUCUGUGGACCUGAGAACACCCAUCUCUGACGCCCUGCACCUUCCCGUCUGGGUGGACAAUGACGGCAACUGUGCCGCUCUGGCUGAGAGGAAGUUUGGUCACGGGAAGGGAGUGCAGGACUUUGUCACCAUCAUAACAGGAACAGGUGUUGGAGGAGGGAUUAUCCACCAGAACGAGCUGGUCCAUGGCAGUACCUUCUGUGCUGCAGAGCUGGGUCACAUCGUGGUAUCGAUGGACGGCCCCGACUGUCCAUGUGGCAGCAGAGGGUGCAUAGAGUCCUACGCGUCCGGCCUUGCUCUGCAGAAAGAGGCAAAAAGGCUGCACGAUGAGGAGCUGCUGAAGGUGGAGGGGAUGGACAUGAAGAUGGCUGAGCCAAUCACUGCUGCACACCUCAUCAGUGCAGCCAAACUGGGAAACCCUCGAGCUGAGGCUGUUCUCAACAAAGCCUCCACAGCUCUGGGUGUGGGUAUCGUGAACAUCCUCCACAUGCUGAACCCCUCUCUGGUGAUUCUGUCGGGGGUCUUGGCCUCUUACUACCAGGCUCCGGUGCAGAAUGUCAUCUCUGAGAAAGCCCUCAUGUCUGCUCAGAACAUCAAGGUCCUUGUGUCACAACUGGAGGAGCCAGCUUUACUUGGAGCAGCUAGCAUGGUGUUGGACUACGCAACCAGGAGGACAUAUUAAAGAGACCGCUAGGAGAGACUGCUACCGACCAGAUGACCGGAAUACGGACCAGAUAGAUGCAGAAACACAUCUAAGGGAUAUUUUUUAAGGCUUCAGUGAAAGACAACACAUUAAAACUAUCAUGCCAGUGCCAGGAUUUGAACACAUUUUAAAAGUAUGGAGGUGUGCCAGUUGUUGUAUCUAGCCAGUGAUACAUGUUCUGUGAAGUGGGUCCAAUGCAGGGGCCAGAUAUGCCACCUUUUUUAUUUUCUAUGCCUCCCAGUGAAGUCGAGCUUGAGAG
Notolabrus celidotus (New Zealand spotty) is the source of this 2516-nucleotide messenger RNA. Its product is annotated as bifunctional UDP-N-acetylglucosamine 2-epimerase/N-acetylmannosamine kinase-like. NCBI's taxonomy places the organism in Eukaryota, Metazoa, Chordata, Actinopteri, Labriformes, Labridae. The record is from RefSeq and is a predicted model, not a curated record. The transcript is spliced from 13 exons. The coding region runs from base 47 to 2236 and encodes 729 amino acids. Gene Ontology annotation, molecular function: N-acylmannosamine kinase activity; hydrolase activity, hydrolyzing O-glycosyl compounds; UDP-N-acetylglucosamine 2-epimerase activity. Gene Ontology annotation, biological process: UDP-N-acetylglucosamine metabolic process.